Molecule: messenger RNA, 1227 nt
Organism: Helobdella robusta
Lineage: Eukaryota; Metazoa; Annelida; Clitellata; Rhynchobdellida; Glossiphoniidae
Exons: 6
Coding region: 1-756 (251 amino acids)
Biological process (GO): monoatomic ion transmembrane transport; chemical synaptic transmission; nervous system process
Cellular component (GO): synapse; membrane; neuron projection
Molecular function (GO): neurotransmitter receptor activity; extracellular ligand-gated monoatomic ion channel activity; transmembrane signaling receptor activity
Source: RefSeq, a predicted model, not a curated record
AUGAACGAUCCGAUCGUGAAACUUCUCAAGAAGCAGAACAUGAAGCUCAUUGUAAUCUACGCGCUGGCAGUUUUAUUAGCCGGGACCAGUCUAGGCUCCCACUAUGACGUCAAAGGAAGGCUGAUGAAGGACCUCCUCGACACUUACGAGAAGGAGCUGGAACCGGAACGUGCCACGGUGAACCUGGCCAUCGAAUUUCAGUGCGCCAUCUAUGACAGGAACACCCACAUCGUUUCCACCUAUGUUUGGGAGAUUUACACUUGGACGGACAAUCGUUUGAAAUGGGAUCCUGCCGACUAUGAUAACACGAAGAGUCUCACACUGUCAGCUGAAAAAGUCUGGUUACCUGACUUCAAGCUCUAUCAUGGACACGACGAAAGAGAGGAAGUAAAAAUAAGUUUGGAGCACACUGGCUUAAUAACUUGGAUUCCGAAAGCUUCUUACGAGACUGUCUGCUUACAUACCCUGCCCAAUAAGCAUCAGUGUCACUACAAAAUAGGAUCUUGGUCAAUUGACGAUGCUACAGUGGGGCUGAGCAAAUACGAAAAGGGCGGUUCCCUGACCUACUACCAGAACAGCACAUGCCCCCUCACGGCAACCAUGAACGGGGCUGUUAUAACCCACGAAUCCUACCCCUGCUGUCCAAAUGUUCAGUACGCAUCUCUGGAGAUUUCCAUCACCUACAUUCAUCACCACUACAGAGGCUGUGGCACUCAAACUCAGCAGACCACCACUGAUCACAGUGAUGAAUGUUGAGUUGGUGGUAGUUUGCGAAUGAUGAUGAUGACAAUGGUGGUGAGGAUGAUGAUGAUGAUGAUGAUGAUGGUAAUGGUGGUGGUGAUGAUGAUGAUGGUGGUGAUAAUGAUGAUAAAGAAGAUGAUGGUGAUGAUGAUGAUAGUGAUGAUGAUGAUGAUGGUGGUGAUGAUGAUGAUGAUAAUGGUGGCGGUGAUGAUGAUGAUAAAGAAGAAGAUGAUGAUGAUAUAUUGAAUAGAAGCUUUUAUCUAUUUUAAAAAAAAUGCUCACGUCAAACUUUUGAAAAACUGUUAGAAUAAGCGAGUGAUAGAUUUUUUGAUUUAUUUAUUUAACAUGGAAAUGAGGGAUUUUAAUUUGAUUAGUUUCGAAUAAUUAAUUAUUUAUUAACAUAUUUUAAUUUAUUUCGCAGUUUUAUGUUAAAUUUUUUAAUUAAUUUGUGUUGGGAUCAGUUUUCUUAGAAAGAAAUUUCAGCAA